CGACUCGCUCGCAUUUUUCCUAAAAAUUUCCUUUUUUUUCUGUGGGUUUUUCUGUCCUCUCACCUGUUCCUAACUUUCAGAUCAUAUCCCUACCGUUUUCUGCUCUCUGCUCACUCUUAUUUUACGAAACUUUUUCUUUUUUCUUUCCUUUUUGACAAUUCUUCAAGGGGGAUCGCUGGUUGGGGCUCUUGGUUCCAGAUCGAGAAUUAAAGCCAAAGGUAAAUUAUCAUAAAAGGGAAGCUCCGGAGUCAUCCACGCACAGCCAUCUUUCUUUUUUUUUUUUUUAUUCCCUGGGCUCUUCCCUUUCCCUAUCAUUGUUUUUUUUUAUUUUAUUUAUUAUUCCAUACUCGCACGGCCCACCACAUCACGUUUUUCCCUUUGCGUCGCAACGACCUUCCUUCGGCUACAAUAUUUAGGGUGCAAGGUAGGGAGAACAAGAAGUGAUCAGACGCGACGAGUGAGAGGGCGAGAUACGGAGUGAGAAGGUGUGAGCGGGACAGCAUCAACUUCGCCAUCCAAAUCAAGACUCGGGAUUGGGUUUUGAGAAGCUUAAAACCUUCGAAUUGAAACUCUAUCAAAAGCGGCAUCAACCAUCAGAAAACAGACGCAGCAUCAGGAAAAUCUGGCGGAAAGGGCACACAGGAGGUCUAGAAUCUUGAGCUCCGUCCGGAUUUUACAACCCCCCCCCCUACACCCCACCCCCGGCUUUCCUUCCCUCAUUAUUUUCCUCCCCCUUCUUUCAACCCUUUAAUUUUCUAAAGGAACCCAUUUAAACUCCAAAACCUUGGGAAUCUUAAUAAUCUACUGCUGCGCUCUGUCAUCAUCAAAGCAUACGACACAUAAUUCAAAACAGCAGUCCGCUCCAGUCGGAAAGGACAGGCGCUACAAACCAAUGCCGAUGGGCGACCAGCAACACAAUCUUUAUCACGAUGAACAACCGCUGGGUGACGGCCAGCAACCACAACAGACAACACCAGUCCCUCACCUCCAGGAACCGCCCACCGGCGCUUCUGCAUCCACGUCACCACAACUCUCCAACGCGUCAGCUUCCCACAAACGGAAGCGAGACUCGAUCGACGAUUCCGAGAGUAGAGAUGAAGGGAGGUCUGUACGGGAGGGAAGUAAUAGUGGUCGCCGAUCCUCUUUUAAACAAGCUUCCCCAAACCUUUCCAACUCUGGAUCCUUUAUGCCUGUGAAUACAAACUCCAAACAAAAUUCUUCACCUAGUCCUGCCUACACCUUUCAUCCAUCUGCCGUCCCUAUGAAUGGCUCCACUAGUGCCGAGGCCGCAAAUGCUGCUCUAGCCGCUGCAAGUGCAAUGAGUGGCAUGUUGCCCCAUAUGCCUUCCUCAACGCCAUUAGGGUUUUCCCAAGGAGAUGGGAGCGGUAGCGGGAAGGGUCAGGAACAUCCUCUAGAUGGCGGCUUUGGUGCGUUAUCACCUCCCCCAGUGGAAGCGCACACUGAGGGAGUUGGCGGGAGCGGAGGUCACGUCCCACCCCCUGGUAAUCACGGACAUUCGCAUCACAGCCAUGGGUCACCACAGGGUCCAUCCAGCAAUCCAAAACCACAAGUCGGGACCGAGGAGUGGCACAGAGUCAGGAGGGACAAUCAUAAAGAGGUGGAGCGUCGCCGCAGGGAGACAAUCAACGAAGGAAUCAAUGAAUUAGCGAAGAUUGUUCCGGGGUGCGAGAAAAACAAGGGGUCUAUUCUCCAGCGCGCCGUUCAAUACAUCCAGCAACUUAAAGAGAGUGAAGCGUCCAAUAUUGAGAAAUGGACUCUUGAGAAGAUCUUAACGGAGCAAGCCAUUGCAGAGCUGAGCGCUAACAACGAAAAGCUACAGAAGGAGUGUGAGCGCGCUUGGAGGGAGGCGGAAACCUGGAAGAAGAGCUGUUUGCAGGCCGGUGUGACUAGAGAGGGUGGUGGUCAGCCUGGAGGCUCAUCGUGACAUUAGGCCAUAUCUUUCGCGGCUUGAUUGUUAAGAGUUGGAAUCGAUGUGCGAGUGUGUGGAACUCAGGAACUAUGAGGACAUGCAAAGGAAUGGAUUGCGAAGGCGAAAUAAUGAUGAUACAACGGUUACGAUGGCUAUGAAGACACCCUGAGGAUACGAAGAAACAUUCAUCACCGUCAUGAAUACUCUACGAAAGCCUAAGACGGAUUUUCUUUGGUGUUUGGUUCUUGUUACCCCCCCCAAAAAAGCAAAUAUUUUCCAAUCUGGACUUGCGGGAAUUUGUCCUUUUGUUUCUGUUUAAAAUUCUCUUUGGAGUAUCGGCGGGUAGGGAGGCGAUUUGAUACCGACAGAUUGUUUUCUUUCUUUCCGCUUUGUGCCAUCUCCCUUUUUCUAGGAGCUUUUUCCAGGGCCCUUAUUCAUCCAUGCGUUGUUUUUCCUUUCCUUUCCUUUUUUUUUUUUGAGUUUGUCACCUUGCCAUUUUUUCUUUUUUCUUGUCCAUUCAUUGUCUGGUUUUCACGUGACGUGCGAGGAAAUUUGUAGCUCACGGAAGAAGCUGGCUUUUGUCCUAUUCUCACGACUUGUGUUUUUGUUUGCCCUUCCGCUUCAUGCCCCUUUUUUCUCACUUGCCUGGUGUUUGUUUUCUUCUCUUGUUAAAAAGUGCCAUGUCUGCGGUGUUUACAAUUUUAUCUUGCUACUCCGGACGGCCCCAUAAUGUCUUGAUAUAAAAAGUCCGGGUUUGGUUUUUUUCUCCCCUCGCUUCCUUUCCAUCUCCAUUCUCGCGUCCUGGUGGUAUAACGGGAGGAUUUUUGGGUGGUCUUUUGUUUUAUUUCCUAACUCUAGCUCUGAAUUAACUGACAUUUACCAUAUAAA
Molecule: messenger RNA, 2818 nt
Organism: Tuber melanosporum (Perigord truffle)
Lineage: Eukaryota; Fungi; Ascomycota; Pezizomycetes; Pezizales; Tuberaceae
Exons: 3
Coding region: 893-1945 (350 amino acids)
Cellular component (GO): nucleus
Molecular function (GO): DNA-binding transcription factor activity; protein dimerization activity
Source: RefSeq, a predicted model, not a curated record